UCUUCAGUGCCCUGGGCUGUUUCGCUGGUCUGAGCCUUAGGCCGGCUCCACGGGGACCUCGGCGCACGCAUGGACCUGCCCGCGCCCGGCGGGAAGCGGCCAGGCUGGCGGUGGCCCGGGCGGCGGAGCAGGGCCGAGGCAGCGGGCCCCUGAGCGCGCGCCCUGCAGGUCGGGCUGCAGCACCAUGAUGCCCGGCGAGACGCACCCGGCGGCGCCCGGGCCAGCCGACCUCGCGCGGUGUCAGGGCUGCGCCUCCCUGCAGCAGAACUUAAAUGAAUAUGUUGAAGCAUUAAUUGCCUUGAAACAAAAAAUUAUUAAUACAGAUAACCUGCUGACAGAAUAUCAGAAGAAAUGCGAUGAGCUGCAGUUUGCAAGAAGAGAGAACAGCACGCUGCAUCAUCAAGUAGAGCAGAUGCUCCAGAAAAUCUCCCCUCUGCAGAAGUGUCAAGAAGAAUUGGGAUCCUUGAAAGCCGAGCUGGAGGAGAAGAAGAGUUCUCUGAAACUGUAUCAGGACACUCACCAGGAAUAUGCUCGUGUGAAAGAAGAGUGCUUGAGAACUGACGCCCAGAAGAAGAAACUAGAAGCCAAGGUGAAGAAGCUGGAAGAGGCUGCUGUCAAGCAAACUCAGGACUUCAAGCAAUUGAGAAAUGAAAAGAAAAUACUUGAGAAGGAGUUUAAGAAGACACAGGAAAGGCUUGAUGAAUUUUCCAAACAGAAAACUGAGAAGGAGUUGAGGCACAUUGGAACACAAAUCUCGAGUGAUUCGCAUGGAAGCAUAGAUAAAAGGAAGGUGAAAGUUCUCCUGAAAGAGCUGUGGCUCUGUGUGAACACUGCGCACAGACUGUCCGGGGAGAGUGGCAGACGCAUCCCAGAAAAACCUGCCAAAGGAGACAGUGCACCCAGAGCCUCUGGGCAAGAUGAGCUGCUCCCGGUGCAAGGCAGCCCUCCCGGAGCUGCAGAUAUGCGCUCUUUCUUCACCAAGCUGUCCAUGGAGAUGGAGGGUGACUUCUCUUCCUCUGAGAGUGCAGAAGAAGAGCUGCCCGGUGGGGCAAGCCCAGGCACUGAGCACGAGCUGCCCGGUGGGGCAAGCCCGGGCACUGAGCGUGUCUUUCAUGAGGAGAGGCAUCCUGAAGUCUCGGUGCAGAGGCCUGAUGACAGCAACAGGACCAGCGUCUAUGACCAUGAACACUUUUUUGAUGAUGAUCUUCAAGCUGCAAUUGACUUCUUCAAACUUCCCCCUCCUCUUCUGUCUCCAGUGCCCUCACCCCCUCCAAUGGCAUCAGGCUCUUUACCGUCUUCCCUGGCCCCUGAAUCCUUCUCUGGAGAGUUCACGGAUUCCAGCGAUAGUGAUUCUGUCCCACCUAGAGACUCUAUGGAAUCUGCUUUGGAAGAUUACACAGCAGGGUCACGGGGUUAUUUUGAUUUGCUUGAAAAAAUUAAAAGGAGUGACACACUUGUGGAAAAGCCCUGGUCACUGGAAGCUGUCCAGGCUGUAAACACACUGACACAUCUUGGAUUUGACACUGGAAGAACAGCACUGGGAGAGCCCUCAGCCACAUCUUCUCUAGCUCGAGCAAGGCAUUGGACAGCAUCAUCUGAAUUUGUGAGGGACAGAGGCGACUCUGUAGAAGAGGCAGAGAGAAAGGUGGAGGCCAGGGAGGUAGAUAAGUCUGUGCAAGUUGGGAAAGGGCUGCUGAAGCAGAACAGGAGACUGUGGCCGGAGAUGGCAUCCAGAGGCCCAGCACGAAAGAAGGAAGCUGGAGCUGGGGAAUCGGAGAUUUGUUAUUCUUCCCUUGGCAAGAGGACGCUCAGUGAACUUACAGACUCUGAAGGAAAAACCCUGCCGUCAAAAACUUUGUGCCCAUCCCAGUCAGAAUUUUCUAAGCGGACACUCACUGAUGGCUUUGCUUCCAAGCCGCACUGUGUGACAGGUUCUGGCCAUUUUCAGAGAAGGGAAAGAGAUGCGCAGGAGUCCACUCCACAGUCAGGCUUGUGUGCAGCUGCAGCAGGUCGCGAGCGUUCAGCUAGUCUUCCUUCCUCUUCCUCUGCUACCUCGGUACCAGUGUCUGUCUGUAGUAACCGCCAGACUUCAUGGCUAGGGUGUGUCAGUGUAGACACUCCAGCAGACGUCACCUGCACAGAACAAAAGUCACCAACUAGAACUUCAAACCCAUUUCUUCUGCGGUCUGAGCCAACAGCAUGUUUUCCAAAAGAAAGUGACCCAGAGAAUAGCUUGUCUACUUUGAGUCCAAAGUCAAAAUUAGGAACAUCUGCCUUUAGUGACUGGAAGAGCAGGGGCCUGGAGUCCUUCAGCACUUUAAAAAGCACAGUGAAGGAACACUCACUUCCCCAGCCAGGAUUUCAGAAGUCAACAGGAGGAGGACAGUGUGGAGGCCGAGGGCGAGGCACUCCACUCAUACUGCCUAAGUCAGACUGGACCUCAUUGGCACGUUCGCCACCUGGCUUCACCAGAAGGAGCCCUGGGUCUACUGACAGUACCUCAUGGCACCGCAGUGAUGUCCUAAGGCGAGGUAGUGGGGGCAGCCCCAGAGCCACCUCGGAAUACCAGCAGAGGACCAGGCUUCAGCUAGAGAAGGCUGCACCAGCCUCACAGAACAGCAGGCGGACAGCUAUGCUUGGACCUCCUGGAAAAAGUACCAUCCCUCUGGAAUUUAAGGCAGCUGCUGCUUUACUCCCAAACCAAGUGUCCGUCAUAACAAAGCAGGCAAGACCCAAGAGGGUGCUGAGUAGCAGCCUGGAGCCCUGGCGGCCACGUGGGAGCACACUGAGUCCUGCUGUAAAUGGUGGCAAGGAGAAAGGUCUUCCGCCAUCAGGAGCAGCCUGUGUUAGAGAUGGAGACCUCAUAGCACAGAUCCCUGAGCAGGUAGCUGAUGAAGAAGCCCCUUCUCCAGAAGUUUCUGUGUCUUGGCAAAAACCUAGUUGUGAUUCUCUAAGUGGCUCCUUGCUCACAGAGAAUUUUAGUUGUUCCACAGAUCGUAAGUUACCUUUCUCCUCUGAAGACAACCUCUUCCAGUCUGUCAUGAAUGAACACUUGCUGCAGAAGCCCAGGAAGUCUCCCAAAACCACACAGUCAGGUGCCAGUGGGCUUCCAUCUGGGGUGACAUCAGAAGUCUUCCCUGCUGAACAGAUGCCCCAUGGACCCCAACCGCAGGCAAACCCUGAAGCCCCUGUGGUUGCCAGAGAUUCUCAUCAUGCUCCACAGAGUGCCAGCGCGCCUCACAGAGUGCCAAGCAGGGCUCCUCUCAGAGCUCGGGUGCCCACCAGCCCUGUUUGCCCUGCAGGCCUUGGCCAUGCAGAUGAGGAGACGCAAGGGACCUCUCAAAGUAGUCUCCCUGGGGCUUCCUAUUGCUACACAGGCAUCAGAGAGCGGGGAGGGGAAGACACGGAAAUGGAGGAUGAGGCUGUUAGUGGCAGUGAAGGAGAGCAGGAAGCUGAAGCUGUGCUGGGGCGCAGACAGCAGGAAGCCGCGGGAGACUCACGUAGAUCCCCGGGGAACCCAGAGGCUGCGGUGGGUGAGGCAGGGCACCCCUCAGAUGUAGGUGAUCUGACCUCCGCACUAAGAGAAUGUAACUUAAGCACUUUUCUUUACAUAGACAAGCUUUCUACAUCAGAGGUGGUUAUGGUUCUUGAAAGUUGUCAGUUAAGGGAUUAUAGUUCAAGGGCCUCUGUUUCAGAAUGUUCUAGCAAAGGAACCGUAAAUGAAGAAAUGAACAAAGAGUUAAGGCAAAGUGAAAUAUCCAGAAAGAAAUGUGGGAAGAGGUUCUGUGAAGAAGAACUACUCAGAGCCUCGGAAGAGUGGGCUGAGUCAGAGGGAGAUGACUGUCGUGGCAGGAAAUCAUGCCAACACACUCCGUGUCCUCUGGAAUUGCCAUCUGAUGUUCUCACCAAGACGGGGGAAGAACUUCAUACAAACCCUGUAGACUGCAGUGGGAAGGAUACUGAACACGUAUUGCUAGUAAACUCGCAUCACAGCCAGGCAGCUGAAGAUCUGACAGAAAACGCUCUGCCUGAGGAAACAUCCAGCCCCAUACCCCACACUGCUGAAUUACCUGAACCUCCAGCUGCGGAUGGUGGAGGCAGCUCCCCACUAAGUAGCAGGUCCGACCCUGAGCACAUUCAGAGCAGAUAUGAGGAUGAGCCCAGUUCUGAGGGAUGCCUCAGCACUGGGGAAGAGGGCCUGGCAGAACCAGAGGAGCUGUUGACUCUGAGUUCUGACUCUCCAGCCCCACCAAGGUUAGAGGAGAGUUCUGAUUGUGUGGCAGAGACGGCAUUUCGCUACCAGAUCUCUGCAGUGACCUCCGAAGUUAUAAGUGUACUUAUAAAUAAGGAUCAAGACCUCGUGAUCGAAAAGGGAGACAACUGGACUAUCAUCAGCGGUGUGGCCAUCUCCCCUGGCAUGGAACAAGUAGUUCUGUGUGAAACUCUUGGGGAUGCUGCUCCCUCCCAGGAUCAGGGAGGCCUACAUGACGGUUCUUUGGAGAAGUCCCCAGAAGCCAGUCCUUCUGGCCCUCUACCUCAAGAGCCUCCAUGUGGUGGUGAUCUCUCUGGCGCCCAAGAGGAUGCUGCCAGCAAUGGUCAGAGUGCCAACUUUGAUAAGAGUCGUCUUCGGAACAGACCUGUGAAACCUAGCAUCUGGAUUCGUUCUCAGAUAUAUGACCAGACACUUGAGACCGAGAAAGUUGCAUCUGAUCACACAUACUAUAACUGGAAAUUAGAGCCACUUGGUAAAAAUAAGUCUCGAUCAAAGGUUUCCAACAAAGAUCAAGCAAGCAAGCUAGCAAAGACACCAGGACUCGGCAGAGGGGAGGUGCAUCUUAGUGAGGACCUUCAGCCCGUAUCAGGGGAAAGAACAGAUACAGAGACACCAGGACUCAGCAGAGGGGAGGUGCAUCUUAGUGAGGACCUUCAGCCCGUAUCAGGGGAAAGAACAAACACAAAAACACCAGGAAGCCAUGCUCAGCCCGCUGUGGCAGGUACAGCUAUGUCUACCCCCACCAACUGUUCCCCUGACACUCUGAGCAAGAUCCGGCAAGAAGUGGGGCCGCCAUUGCCUCCAUUGCUCCCCCCACUAAUAGCCACACCUCCAAGGACAUCACGGACACUGUCUCCUCUGAUACCAAGUUCUAGUCCGUCCUCAAGGCCCUCACCUGCUGGCCAUGUUUCCCCCUUGUGUGAAGUUCCGGGGCCUCCUGUGUUGUCUCCAUGGCCUGAAGAGCUCCAGCAGGCCUCCCCACUCGAUCCCUCUCCAUCCCCUUCCACAGCAACGGCUAGUGGGAGGAUAGUGUCCUCUCCGCUGCAGUUCUGUGCUGCCACACCAAAGCACGCACUUCCUGUGCCUGGCCGACUCCCAUCCUGUGCACCAGGCCAUGCUUCAGUGAGUGGGCCUCAGGAGAAUUCCGUAAAAAUCCUUGACACCAUGUACCCAGAGUUGUCUGCCAGAGCCCGGACCCUCAGCCUCCUCAAAGGGAACAUGCAGCUCUCCCGAGGCUCCACUGUGGAUGGAAAGGUGUUGCCAGGGCGUGUCAGUGCUCUCCUAGGACUCAAAGCUAUAACCUCAACAUCAACUGCGUUUGUCCUAACAGGGGGCAGCUCUGCUGGUGACUGUAGCCAAGGUAAGUCACAAGAUUCGGGUGUUGAGCGUGAUGCAGGUGGGAAAAGAACACUAGCAGUCCCCAUGCUGAGGAGUGCUAAAAGACUGCGCCUGGACGAGUCCGAGUCCCCGGAACCAGACUCCAGGGAUGUCCCUGGGGAAGGAGUCCCUAAGGAGCCCCAAGGAGGAAGCCCACCAGCUGAAGUUGGUCCAGCUGAGGAAGAGCCAGCUGAUCUCCCAGUCUCCAGCUCAGCUUCACUUCUACGUGUAAACCCAAGGGAGAUGGCAGAGUCAUAUAAUAUAGCCAUAACUCGGGCUCUGAGGAAGAUUGCCGAGUCCUCUUUUGACCUGCUUCCUGUCAUCCGUAGUCACGUGUAUGUGGGAAAUAUCUCCAAAAAGCCUGUCAUGAGAGAUCAAGAGAAAGAAGUUGUUUAUGAAUUCAGCACAACAAACAAGCAUUUAGGAGAAUACUUACUUCGCUCUAUUCUCUCAGAGCUAAAGAUUCAGAAGACAUCUCUGGAUCAUAGUUACAUCCAUGCACUGUGCAGAGUGUACGUGGGCAUUUGUCGGCAACUUGGAGACUUGGAAAGAGCUCGUUUGUUCUGUUACAGCCUUCUGAAGGAAGAUUUUCCAGAAUCUGAGAAAUUGACUCUGUUCAUUGCCAACAUGUGGCGUGAAGUAUUUCUCUCCCAGUCAGCCAUCAGUGAAGCAAUGCAGCUGGUUGCCAGGCAGCGUGCCAGAGGAGAGGUUCUGAAUUGUUUGAGAGCUUUCCUGAGCUGGGAAAAGAAUGCUCCUAUAGAUGUCGGAAUUGUAGUUUCUAAGCUGCUUCUGACCAUUCAGCUGUGCCCCAAAACAGAAUUUCAGUCGAGUGAGGAGUUUGGUGAAGACCUAAGUGCAAACAUCUGGGAGUACAUAUUUGCCAUCGAUCUCCUCUGCUGCCACCAGAGGUGGAUUUGGACGCAUGACAACAUCAUAAGUAAAGAGCUGUGGCCUGUGAUGGAUAAGUGGAUCAAAUACAGGAAAGGACAUUCGAACAUCGCGUACACCCCUGAUGUCAUUGUAGCGUCUGUGCUGAGACUGAUUGGUCGAUUGGGCCAGUUGGGGUUGAAGGAGGGAUUUCCAACUGCUGUGAAGAAUAUCAGCUCAGUCAUUGGUAUGUUCAUACAACACGCUCAGGAUGAAGACAUCCCGUGGGGUGUGCAGCUUGCAGCUGUGUAUGCCCUCUGUGACCUGAGCCCCAGCAACCCCGCAGAGACAGCCAAGAUCCUAGAAGCCUGGCGGACACAGACGCCCAACACCAUUCCAUCCGCAGUCAUCAGCUGCCUGGAAGAGGUUGGCUCUCUGAGUGCCGAUGGCUCGGCUGGCUCUACAAGCAAAGAAGACUGUGCACCCUGAGAGCCGGGUGCUCAGCUCCCUGAGACAGGAAGGUCAUGGUCACUGCAGAGAGACAUGCUUCAGCAAGCUUUUCUGUAAAGGAUUUAGCUGUCUUCAGUGGAGAAGGCAGAGGAAGGCAUGAUGCAGAUGACGCCAGGAGCAGGAGCGCCUUGUGGGUUGAUGAGGACAGAAGCAGGCAGCUGUGUUUUCCCUCUACCACAUGCAUUUCAGUUAUGGCUGUAUGGUCACAGACAUAUAGAUUGUAUUAUUGUAUCUUGGUCAAACUACAAAAACUUGAACUUAGCCCUUUUUAUUUUUUGGCUGCAAAAAGUGUCCUUUUUAGUGGCUUUUAAUGGUUGAGUGGCAUUUUUUAUAAUGAUCUUAAACAUACAAAAACAUGAUUUGGUACCUGAGUCAUUUUUAGAGUUUAUGCUCAAAUAAAUGGCUAGGCAAAAGCAAAGUGGCUUUUGAAACAAGAACUAAGUGAGUCUCUCACUGUCGUAGCUGGAAAUGGCUGCAGAAGCACAGUGCGCAGCUACCGUAGUAGGACAGACUUAGUGGAAGUGUGCUUGAGCGUGUUUGCUCCCAUCUCUAAAUGUCCCGAACCAUAUCAAGACUGACGGACAGUGCAAGACUCCCAUUUGGCUGUGUAGAGAUGGCCAGUCUAAGGGAGCAGCAGAGCCCUGUGGGCUGUGUGCAUAGGGACAGCUCUGUGGGGUGUGUGCAUACAGACAGUGCUAUCUAUGAUGUGUCUCACAUUGGAUGAUAUUCCACUUUCGGAAUUUUUUAUUUGUAUAUAGAAAUGGGUUUAAUAACUCACUGUGAUUCUGAUUUGUCUUAUAUUCAUCAUUUCUUAAAACUCUUGUAUGUGUUUUUAUAAUAAAAAAUAAAAGCAAGCCAUACA
Messenger RNA from Arvicanthis niloticus (Nile rat), 7889 nucleotides. It is a transcript of the gene Ice1, whose product is annotated as interactor of little elongation complex ELL subunit 1. The record is from RefSeq and is a predicted model, not a curated record. NCBI's taxonomy places the organism in Eukaryota, Metazoa, Chordata, Mammalia, Rodentia, Muridae.